Molecule: messenger RNA, 1214 nt
Organism: Elgaria multicarinata webbii
Lineage: Eukaryota; Metazoa; Chordata; Lepidosauria; Squamata; Anguidae
Product: carboxymethylenebutenolidase homolog
Exons: 6
Coding region: 203-940 (245 amino acids)
Molecular function (GO): hydrolase activity
Source: RefSeq, a predicted model, not a curated record
CAGCUCCACUCCGCCCCACCCCAUUUCUCAAGAGAGCUGCAGCCAGUGCAGUGAGCAUUGCCAAGGCAGCUGUUUGAAAGAAGGGGAAGAAGCCCUCCUUGGCAGCCAAGCGAAUUCCCCUCUUUUUAAUAUCCUUUGGAGUAGUGCAAAGGCAGUUUCAUCUUUCUGACCACCCGUAGGAAAGGAAGACUCUUCAUUCCAGAUGGCUGAUGCAGUGAAUCCAUGCCCAUGCGACAUUGGAGACAAGUUUGAAUAUGAAGGGCUUGGGCAUGAGAUUUCUGUGGAGCACAUCAAAGCCUACAUAAGCAUGCCCUCCUUCAGCAGUGACAAAGCGGUGAUAGUGAUUCAUGACAUACAUGGAUGGCAGAUACCAAAUAUCAGAUUCAUAACUGAUCUGCUUGCAUCCAAUGGAUACAUAGCAAUUUGCCCAGACUUUUUUAAAUCGCAAGAGCCUUGGAAACCAUCUAACUCCGAGUCUAUGUUCAAGGAUUGGCUAAAAUCACGAGAUCCCAAUAAUAUCAACAAGGAAACUGAUGUUGUCUUGACAUAUCUGAAGCAACAAUGUAAUGCAACGAAGAUAAGUGCCAUUGGAUUUUGUUGGGGUGGAGCUGCUGUACAUCAUCUGAUGUUGACAUAUCCUGAAUUUAAGGCAGGCGUGUCCCUCUGUGGAGUUAUCAUCCUUAUGGAGGACAAUUACAACCUGAUGAACCCCACAUUUUUCAUUUUUGGAGAAAAUGAUAUAAUCAUUCCUCUUUGCCAAGUUACUGAGCUGGAACAGAAGCUGAAACAGCAAUGCAAAGCUGAUUUUGAAGUAAAAAUUUAUCCUGGACAAACCCAUGGUUUUGUGCAUCGCAAAAGAGAAGAUACUAACCCUAAAGACAAACCUUACAUUGAAGAAGCAAGAAAGGAUAUGCUGAAUUGGCUGAGUCGAUAUAUGUAACCAUCUAUAUAAUCUAUCAAAAUGCCAGUACACCAUGGAGACAUUAACACUAAGGAGAGCCAGUGUGAUGUAGUGGCUAAAGUGUUGGACUGGGAGUCGAGAGAUCCAGAUUCUAGGCUCCACUCGGCCAGUCACAGACUCUCAGCCCAACCUACCUCAUAGGGUUGUUGUUGUGAGGAUAAAAUGAAGAGGAGGAAGAUUACUUACUCUGCCUUGGGUUCCUUGGAUGAAAAAGGUGGGAUAUAAAUGCAAUAAAUAAAUAAAACUUUUCAAA